CCGAUAUCUCCAACGAAAAACAAAUCCUAAAAUUUACAUAUAAUUUUCUCAACAAAGAGAGAGAGAGAAAAGACAAGAACACAAGAAUGUUGUGUGGAGACAUGAGAGGUGUACUCUUCUCCGUCUUACUUCUGUUCCCUGCUUUCUCAUUCUCUGCCAACACUUUGUCGGCCACCGAAUCUCUAACCAUCUCAAGCAACAAGACCAUUUCGUCUCCUGGUAACAUUUUCGAGCUUGGUUUCUUCAAACCCUCUUUGUCUUCUCGUUGGUAUCUCGGGAUAUGGUACAAGGCAAUCUCCAAGAGAACCUACGUUUGGGUCGCAAACAGAGACCAUCCUCUCUCCACUUCCAUCGGAACUCUCAAAAUCUCCGACAGUAACCUCGUCGUUGUCGAUGGUUCCGACACAGCUGUUUGGUCGACGAAUCUUACCGGAGGAGGAGAUGUGACAUCUCCGGUGGUUGCAGAGCUUCUUGAUAACGGUAACUUCGUUCUCAGAUACUCUAACGACGACAACGCAGACGGAGUUUUGUGGCAGAGUUUUGAUUAUCCGACAGAUACUUUACUCCCGGAGAUGAAACUCGGCUGGGAUCUCAAAACCGGGUUUAACCGGUUCUUGAGAUCUUGGAAAAGUUCAGAUGAUCCAUCAAGCGGCGACUUCUCGUUCAAACUCGAGACCAGAGGGUUUCCGGAGGCUUUCUUGUGGAACAAAGCGACGCGAUGUACCGGAGCGGUCCGUGGAAUGGAAUCCGGUUUAGCGGUGUACCGGAUGCAGCUGCUGGACUACAUAGAGUUCAACUUCACAGCGAGUGAUCAAGAAGUGACUUACUCAUUCCAAAUCACCAAAAACAACAUGUACUCGAGGUUAAGUUUGAGUUCCACGGGGUUGUUACAACGGUUCACUUGGAUUGAAGCAGUGCAGAACUGGAACCAGUUCUGGUUCGCACCAAAAGACCAAUGUGAUGAGUACAAAGAGUGUGGAACUUUCGGUUACUGCGAUUCCAACACGUAUCCGGUUUGUAACUGUAUGAGAGGGUUUCAGCCGAGGAAUCCACAGGCGUGGGGGUUAAGGGAUGGGUCUGAUGGUUGCGUGAGGAAGACGGCCUUGAGUUGUGACGGUGGAGAUGGGUUUGUGCGGUUGAAGAAAAUGAAAUUGCCGGAUACUGCGGCGACUAGUGUGGACAGAGGAAUAGGUAUUAAAGAAUGUGAAGAGAAGUGCAAAAAUGAUUGUAAUUGUACGGCGUUUGCUAAUACGGAUAUCCGAGGUGGUGGAUCGGGUUGCGUUGUGUGGACCGGAGAGAUUUCUGAUACCCGGAAUUAUGCUAAGGGUGGUCAGGAUCUUUACGUUAAGUUGGCUGCUAGUGAUCUCGAGGACACGACGAACCGAAAUGCAAAAAUCAUUGGCUCAUGCAUUGGAGUGAGCGUUUUGCUUCUUUUAUGUUUCAUCAUCUUUCGUCUUUGGAAAAAGAAGCAGAAGCGAUCAAUAGCAAUUGAAACACCCUUUGGUGAUCAAAUGAGGAGCCAAGAUUUGCUAAUGAACGAAGUGGUAAUGCCUAGUAGGAGACAUAUAUUUAGAGAAAACAAAACAGAUGAUCUCGAACUGCCAUUAAUGGACUUUGAAGCUGUUGCCAUUGCCACUGACAAUUUCUCAAAUGCUAACAAGCUCGGUCAAGGGGGUUUCGGUAUAGUUUACAAGGGAAGGUUACUUGACGGGCAAGAAAUCGCUGUAAAAAGACUUUCGAAGAUGUCGGUGCAAGGGACAGAUGAGUUCAAGAAUGAGGUGAAACUCAUUGCAAGGCUUCAGCACAUAAACCUUGUCCGUCUUCUUGGGUGUUGCGUCGAUGGGAGUGAGAAGAUGUUGAUCUACGAGUAUUUGGAGAAUCUUAGUCUCGAUUCUCAUCUCUUUGACAAGACUCGAAGCUGUAAGCUAGACUGGGAGAAGAGGUUUGAUAUAACGAAUGGUAUUGCUAGAGGACUUCUUUAUCUUCACCAAGAUUCACGGUUUAGGAUUAUCCAUAGAGACUUGAAAGCGAGCAAUGUAUUGCUUGAUAAAGAUAUGACUCCAAAGAUCUCGGAUUUUGGGAUGGCUAGGAUCUUUGGACGUGAUGAGACAGAAGCUAAUACGAGGAAGGUGGUGGGAACUUAUGGCUAUAUGUCCCCGGAAUAUGCGAUGGAUGGAAUAUUCUCUACAAAAUCUGAUGUUUUCAGCUUCGGUGUUUUGCUUCUUGAGAUCAUAAGUGGCAAGAGGAACAAAGGAUUCUACAACUCUGACCAUGACCUUAAUCUUCUUGGUUGUGUGUGGAGGAACUGGAAAAAAGGGAAAGGGCUAGACAUCGUUGAUCCAAUCAUCUUAGAUUCUUCACCAUCAACGUUCCGUCCACUUGAAAUCUUAAGAUGCAUUAAGAUUGGCCUCUUGUGUGUUCAAGAACGUGCAAGCGACAGACCAACGAUGUCGUCGGUAGUUAUGAUGCUAGGAAGUGAAACAACGGCUAUUCCUCAGCCUGAACAGCCAGGUUAUUGCGUUGGGAGAAGUCCUCUUGACACUGAUUCAUCAUCGAGUAAUCAGCGGCAUGAUGAAUCUUGGUCUGUGAACCAAAUGACUGUAUCGGUCAUUGACCCUCGGUGAUCUGAGCGUCGCUGAGUCAAUCUGUAUUGUCAAAAAUGAUUAAGACAAGUGAUACAAGUAUCGACUGUCUAGCAUUGUUUGUAACUUGCAUAGUAUUUUUCUAUGUAUGUCUCAAUAGGAAAGAUUGAUUACAUGGUCCAAUUUUCCUUUUUAUUUUAAAAUGACUAGUAGAUUAUAUUAGAACUAGAUCCGAACUAUGUUAAAUUAAUUUUCA
This is a messenger RNA of Raphanus sativus (radish), 2838 nucleotides long. RefSeq names its product receptor-like serine/threonine-protein kinase SD1-8. The record is from RefSeq and is a predicted model, not a curated record. Gene Ontology annotation, biological process: recognition of pollen; protein phosphorylation. Gene Ontology annotation, molecular function: protein serine/threonine kinase activity; ATP binding. Lineage: Eukaryota; Viridiplantae; Streptophyta; Magnoliopsida; Brassicales; Brassicaceae.